UCCAGGGAAUUACUGCCUCCCACGAGCCUCACUGAAAAGGAAGUGUUGCCGGCAAGUGGCUUCUGGUUGCCACUGUACAUUGGCUUCCUGUCCUGAGGCGACCAACCCGCGUCAGUUUCCCACCGGACCGGGUGGCCGCUGGCUGACGUAGCUCCCGGAAGUGGGGGGAGGAUUGGCGCGGAGCCGUCAUGUUGUCGCAGGACAGUAAUGAUGACACCGAAGACGUCUCACUGUUUGAUGCAGAAGAGGAGACAACCAAUAGACCAAGAAAAUCCAAAAUCAGACACCCAGUGGCGUCCUUCUUUCACCUGUUCUUUCGAGUCAGUGCGGUUGUAGUCUAUCUCCUGUGUGAGCUGCUCAGCAGCAGCUUCAUUGCCUGUAUGGUGACGAUUAUCUUGUUGCUGUCAUGUGACUUUUGGGCAGUGAAGAAUGUCACUGGUAGACUAAUGGUUGGCCUACGUUGGUGGAAUCAUAUCGAUGAGGAUGGGAAGAGCCAUUGGGUGUUUGAGUCCAGAAAGUCAACUCCACAAGACAACAAAACUAUUUCUGAAGCUGAGUCAAGAAUCUUUUGGUUAGGACUCAUCGCCUGUCCGAUCCUGUGGGUGAUCUUUGCCUUUAGCGCGCUCUUCUCCUUCAAAGUGAAGUGGCUGGCUGUGGUAAUCAUGGGUGUGGUGCUGCAAGGUGCCAACCUUUAUGGUUAUAUCCGGUGUAAAGUGGGCAGUAAGAAGGACUUGACCAGCAUGGCUACCUCAUAUCUUGGAAAACAGUUCCUAAGACAAAACGCUGGGGAUGGUCAAACGUCGUGAGUGAAGAUGGAGCCUAUGUGCCAUGGACCCUGGGGACAGUGGACAAGAUUCUUGAUCUUCAGAGCUCAGUCUGUGUUGCAGUAGGGUGUUGUGUUAAUUUUCUCUCUUAAAAGCAUAAUUUAGAAGAAGGAAACCUGGUUUCAUCUUAAACCGUAUGGGGGUAGAGAGUUUGGUGUUGCUGGAGACAGUCAGAGUUUGCUGGAGGUGGUGUUUGUGUCUAGACAGUCCUGUGACAGCAACAUGUCCCAAGUUCGUGUGUCCGCCACCUGAUGGAUCUUUGCAUUUUGAUCCAUAAGAUGUAGGAAGAGGUCUUCAGUCUGUCUCGUCUCUGUUUGCAGAGAAUUUCUGUACAUUGUUCUUAGAGGUAAGUUUUGAUUUAGUGUAAGGGUGAACAUGUUAGUUUAUGUAUGAAUUAGAAAGUUAUUAAUUUUUUGUGGUUUUUCGAGACAGGGUUUCUUUGUGGUAAAAUUUCUUAGACGUAUGUAAGCAAGUAAAAGCUAAAAUAGGACAGUUGUGUUAACUGAUUUCUAAAAUUUUGUUUUACUUGGUAAUAAGUCAUUUAUUCAAGGUCUGUUUGACAUAAAUGGAUAUUUGUAGCUGUGUGGUGGAACCCCCAGGGGCUACUGCUGCUGUGUUUCUUUUGUGGCCACAAUUCACUCUAGAACCAUCUAAAAAUCUCUUAGUGGUCAGUGGGUUAAUGAAAUAUUGCCUUUUAAUAAGAAUAUUAUUCUUAUGUAACAAUGGGAGUAAUUGUUUAAAUACUUGGCAUAAUAAAUGCCUAUGAAACAUUGUAUGAAUCUAUUUUUUCUUGUUAUAAUGGGAAUAUUGUAAACCACACAUUUGUAUUAAAGAUAUCUUCUAAGAGAAAGCAAUAUAGUGUAGAGUAAACAAAAUGUAAACUAUUGUAGACAGCUGAAUUCUUUUGUAGCUACUGUGAAUUUGCUGGAAUCUUUAGAUUAUGUUGUGAAAACAUUUGUCCACUGUUGACAUUUUUUAAAUGUCUGUUAUUAAAUAAGGGUCUUUAUUAAGAGUGUAGCUAGGCAGGUGCAUAACUUUAUAUUUAUAUAAAACUGCAGUUUACAAAGCA
This is a messenger RNA of Arvicola amphibius (Eurasian water vole), 1893 nucleotides long. Its product is annotated as Golgi apparatus membrane protein TVP23 homolog B. The transcript has 7 exons. Gene Ontology annotation, biological process: protein secretion; vesicle-mediated transport. The record is from RefSeq and is a predicted model, not a curated record. The coding region runs from base 189 to 806 and encodes 205 amino acids. Lineage: Eukaryota; Metazoa; Chordata; Mammalia; Rodentia; Cricetidae. Gene Ontology annotation, cellular component: Golgi membrane.